Messenger RNA from Cryptococcus amylolentus CBS 6039, 1485 nucleotides. RefSeq lists its product as hypothetical. The coding region runs from base 1 to 1485 and encodes 494 amino acids. Gene Ontology annotation, cellular component: plasma membrane. The transcript has 9 exons. Gene Ontology annotation, biological process: transmembrane transport; carboxylic acid transport. Gene Ontology annotation, molecular function: carboxylic acid transmembrane transporter activity. The record is from RefSeq and is a predicted model, not a curated record. NCBI's taxonomy places the organism in Eukaryota, Fungi, Basidiomycota, Tremellomycetes, Tremellales, Cryptococcaceae.
AUGUCGACCAUCGAAUCACAAGAGAAGCUCGAAGAAGACAUUCGUCCGGACCAGGAUGUCAUCUAUACGUCAGCACUCGCAGAGCUCGAAGCCCCCAAGACGAGGACUUGGCUACAGACGCUUUCAGUUUUGAUUUCUGGUGUUGCUCUUUUCUCUGAUGGUUACACCAACACCGUCAUGGCAAAGCUGUAUCCCUCAGCGCUGAACACGACUAUGAAGACGCGCUUGAGUAAUUCCAUCCUCAUCGGCGACAUCUUCGGAAUGAUUCUCUUUGGCUUAUGUGCCGAUCGCCUCGGUCGUAGAUGGGGUAUUGUCGGCUGUACAUUCUUCUUGGUACUCGGUGUCACUCUCGCUACCGCCGCCCAUGGUUCAACAGAGACCGGCAUGCUGUGGAUGAUAGUGGUUGGACGAGGGGUCGCUGGUCUUGGAGCUGGGGGUGAAUACGCCGUGUGCACUACGAGUGCUGUCGAGGCUGCAGAUGAGACUCUCGCUCUACGCAGAAAGAGAGGACUUCUUGUCGCUACCAGUACCAACGUUGCCAUCAUUUCUGGUUUUGUUGGAUCCGCUAUCGUCUUCCUCAUCGUCCUCGCCGCCUAUGGAGGUACAGCGCAUGUGGGAGUAUGGCGUAUUUGUUUCGGUAUUGGGAUUUUUAUGCCUUUGACCAUCUUCUUCCUUCGAAUGCGCAUGGUCGACUCGUCUCUCUAUUCAAAGCACGGCAUUAAAAGUUCGAAGUUCCCGUACAAGCUGGCUUUCAAACGUUACUGGAAACCUCUCCUAGGCUGCUCUUUGGUAUGGUUUUUAUACGACGCCGUCGUCUACCCUUUCAAUCUACUGGCCCCCACAAUCGCCUCAGGCUUUAGCGAUAACCGAACGCUCAUCGAGUCCAAUGGAUGGGGCGCCCUCGUGAACGCAUUUGCUCUUCCUGGUGCCAUCUUUGGAAGUCUAUUGAUUGAUCGUCUCGGCCCUCGAAAGACCUAUGCUUUCGGUCUCGGUAUGGUUGCCAUAUUCGGGUUCACCAUCGGAGGUGCUAUGGAGCCGCUUCGAAACAACGGUACCGGCGCCUUUGCCGCCUUUGUCGUCCUGUUCGGUCUCUUCCAAUGCUUCCUCUCUGUCGGGCCUGGCAAUUGCAACUUUCUGGUAUCAUCCGAAUCAUUCCCUACCCCCAUUCGUGGCCAAUUUCUCGGUCUCGCCGCUGCUUUCGGGAAAGCCGGCGCAGCCGUCGGUACUCAAGUAUUCCCCCUCAUCCAAACCCGGUUUUCGACGACUAUCAAGGGACAGCAAGCUAUCUUUCUCAUCGGCUCUGGUAUCUGCAUCAUGGGUGUGAUAGUGGUGAUGACGUUGGUGCCCGAUCGUAGGGAUCAGCUCGAAGAUGAAGAUAUGGAAUUUAGACGGUAUUUGGAGGAAAAUGGUUGGGAUACUUCAGAUAUGGGUGUUGGUGCUGUCGAGUCGGGAAGCAAAGGGGUAGUCAUUGCUGAGGUCAACUAG